Medioppia subpectinata is the source of this 1176-nucleotide messenger RNA. The record is from the annotation of a GenBank genome assembly. Lineage: Eukaryota; Metazoa; Arthropoda; Arachnida; Sarcoptiformes; Oppiidae.
AUGCAAGGUCUGACAGCAUCAAUGCCGGGCACGGCGUACGUGGACUUUACACACACAGCAAACACAUCGCUACCAAUGAUAGGACUCAUGCCAUCGUUUUCAGCGGGCGGAACGUUUUGCGGCUCAUUCGCUACAUUAAUAUUCAAAUGGGUUAACAGACAGAUAUACUUAUCACUCGCGGUGCUGGCCAUGGGUUUGAGUACAAUAUUUUUACCCUAUUGUACCGAAGUAUGGCAAUUGUGGCUGUGCACGUUUAUUUAUGGUCUAGGUACGGGCGCUUGGAAUGGUUGCAAUAAUGUAGUGUUGGUGGAAAUGUGGACUAACCUGAGUUCAUCUAUGUUACUAUUUUCUCAAUUUCUAUGGGGUGUGGGCACUAUCAUCGGACCACUAAUGACCGCUAACUAUGUAAUUGGUAACGAUGUUUGUCCCGGAGUUUUGCCCGAAGAGUGCCUGUCUGUCAACACUAGCGCCGGCACUACAGAGUUGUUGCCCACACUUGAGUGCAGUGAACAAUGUUUGACUUACAAUAGACAACCGGCGCUGGAAAUACCCUUCAUUAUUGGUGGUGUACUGGAGUUAAUUGGUCCGGUGCUAUACUUUGCGAUGUAUUUUAUCAAAAAGUAUCACUACAUCAACGACUUGUCAGAGCCCACAGAGAGCAACAAAGCGGAUGCCGAGCGUCGGGCAAAACUGGUACCAAAAUACACAAUACUUACAUGUAUUUCAAUAGUAUUUCUAUUUGCGAUGUGUUCGGAGAAUUUGUUCGCCGCAUUCGCCCCGACAUUCUUCCAGUACCAGCCGGUGCUUCGCAUACCCGCCUCCGAGGCAUCGCUAAUGAACUCCGCAAUGAACGGCGCGUUUGCAUUCGGCCGACUAAUCAGUGUAUUCAUCGCAUACUAUGUCACACCACCUUACAUGAUCAUUGUACAACUGUUUAUCACCCUGGGCGGUUAUAUAUUUUUGAUAGUUGGCCAAAACAUUUACGCUUGUUUAUGGGCUAGCUCUAUUAUCAUUGCGUUUGGCUUCUCGACCAUCUGGAUCUGUUUGUUCUCGUUUGUCGGCCGAUACACACCACUAACUAAUGUGAUAGGUGGCUAUUUUGCCACCGAUUUUAUUGAGAACGACCCAAAUGUGUAUUUAUAUUUAAGUUUGGGCGGUGUUGUCAUUGUAAAAUGA